AUGGACGAGCCGCUUUUCAAAGCGAGUCCUUCCGAGAUUCGAUUUGCAAAUUUUGAGAGUCUGCAGAACCUGGAUGCCACACUGAACUUGCGCAAUCAAGACAAUGUGGCAAGAAGGGUGAAAAUCCUGCAGCCAGAUAGCACCUUUUUCAAGGUCUUGCCGGGCAAAGGCCGCAAAGCUGACGCUGGAGACAACAAGGCGUUAAAUGACAACGCUGUAGCUCCUGGAAUGGAGGUGUCCUACAUAGCAGCUUGGCUGUAUUUGGCGGUGCGCUUCACUCCAGAUCAGCAGGUCGAAGACUAUUCUUAUGACUUGGUGGUGAUCACCGAGCGCGAACGAUUCCUGGUGCCCAUCCGUGCCACGGGCGGUGGCGCUUUGUUGGACAUGCCCGAUGAAUUAGACUUCGGCCUGUCACCUGUGAAGUACGAGGCGCCCAAAACCAUUAUGGUCCGCAAUGUCGGAGAGAAACCCACAAAGUUCUUACUCAAGGUUCCGCCACCCUUCAGCACGUCCAUUCAAGAUGGCUAUCUCGAGGUUGGCGAGAUCAUGCAGGUAGAUGUGGUUUUCAGACCCGACAAAGCAGAGCCCUAUGAGCGAGAGAUGGUUGUGAUCUAUGGGGAUGGAAUUGAGGCCUAUGUCUCCCUGCGCGGCAGAGCUGAGAAUGUCAAUGUGACUUUCUCGGCAAGCCAGCUGCAAUUGGAGGAUACCUUCAUCGCUUUGUCGACGCAGAAGACGAUCGUGAUCCACAACAACUCAGAGAUUCCGGUGGAUUUUAGCUGGCGUGCUUUCCCCUCCAUCCAGGAGGAGAUCAGCCAAAAGUUGAAGCUACAGGUGCAGCUGAAACAAGAAGAACAAGACGAGGCUUCAGCUAUACAAGAGCUACACUCCGCAGGCCGGGUGCAAUCAGAGGCAGAGUCGGUCUUGAGCGAUACUUCCGAAGAGUAUGAUACCAGGUGUACAUCGCUGAAAGGAAUUGAGAUGGCCCAAGGGGCCCUCCAAAGAAGAUACAAGAACAUUACCAAGGCGAUCCUGGAGGACCCCAUGUUCUUCUAUGAUGAGAUCUUUGCCGUCGAGCCACUGUCUGGGCGCAUUUGGGCCAAGUCCAAGAUUGCAAUUACAUUUACCUUCACGCCAAAGGCUGCUUUGAAUUACCAAUGCCUUGCAUACUGCUCAGUGGUUGGCCGGGCUGAGCGUCUUCCAUUGCUUUUGAAAGGAACAGGAAUAGGGCCCAAGGCUGCCUUCUCCUAUGAUGAGCUGGAUGUGGGAGAUAUUUUCGUGGAAUCCGUGCACCAGUACGAGGUCUCUCCAACCUUCCAUUUCGAUUUGGACCGGAUCUCCUUUGGUGUGGUGAGCUAUGGCUUCCUGAACUCCAAGACCCUCACCUUGACGAACACCUCUGAGGUGCCUAUGAGGUUUGCCCUGAGAAUACCUGGCGAUGGAAGAUUCACGCAGCGAGAAUUUGACGUGAUCCCACCCAAGGGCACGCUGCUUCCAAACUGUGCGCAAAAGGUUCAGAUUGACUUUGUGAGCUCGGCCCUCAGUGACCUCACUUCACUUCAGAUGCUUUGGCUUGUGGAACGAGCUGUUUUGGCACGAUCAGAUGUAUCAGAGGAGCUGGCCAGUAUUCCUAUCCAAGCUCGCUGUGCUGUGCCACAAGUGGCGUUAGAACCUGCAGAGCACGUGGACUACGGUGAUAUUUUCAUCCGUUAUCCUUCCCACCAAACGAUGGUGCUGAACAACACGUCAGCCUUGCCGGCCAAGUUUCAGAUCAUGCCACAAGAAGAGACCACGCGGGCCAUUGCAGAGUUCGAGCCAGACCAGUCUUUCGGCUCAGUGCCACCUGCAUCCUCACAUGUCCUUACUUUCACACUCACUUCACAAGUGAUUGGCACUCUGCAGAUACCCAUUACCAUACGGAUCCUGGGACAGAGUUCAGCGAGGAAUUUGAUCUUGAUUGCCAACACCAUUGGACCGAUUGUAAACGUGGAGCCCAGCGUCGUAGACUGGGGCAACUCACACUGCUUGGAGCCGAUUACAAGAUCUGUGCUCGUCACCAACAACAGCGUGAUCCCUGCCUCCAUACGAUGCAUUAUGAAGAGCAAGAACUCUCUUUGGACGUUGUCGCCCAAAGCCAUGGAACUUCCACCACAUGGCUCCGCAAACCUGAACAUGACUCUGACCAUCGAUGAGGUUGCCAAGAUGACGGAUACUGUCCAUGUCAUUGUGCACGAAAGCAACGAUGUGGCGGUGACCGUGAGGGCCAAGGGCAUUGGAACUCCAGUGAUGUGUCGCGAGCCGCUGCUGUGUCUGAAGCGACCGGUUUGUCUGAGAUUGGCGAUGCUCAAGCUGCAACGCUUAAGGAAGAUGACUUCGCGGCAUCCAGAGGAUGCCUUCGAUUCGCGUCAGAAGCAUCCCAAAGCACGACGGGACAGCCAACGAUCGAACGAGCGAAAGAAGAGACAUUCUCGAUAUUCACAACGAUCAAGAAUUUCACAGAGCUCCCGAGAUGACCUUGGAAACUUUCCUUGGAAUGUCGAAUGGAACCAGAUUCUUGAAGCCACUGAAGCGCCAGGGCCGCCAGAGGUUCAACCAGAGCGAAAGAAGAAGUCAAGGUGUUGCAAACGGAUUCGCACUUGCCUUUACUUGCUCUUUGUUGCAGCCUACAUCAUUUUAGUUGGCGUACUCGUAUCACUCCUUAUGUCAGAGCGGGAAUUAUUGGAGGCACCUGGUCAUGACAGUCCAGAAUGCCAGGAAAAGCUGUGCCCAAUUCACAGCCCCUGCCAACUAAAGUCGGGCGAGGCAACAUGUGUUCCUACAUCAGUUGCAAACCUUCGAGCCAUUGAAGCAAUCUUGGGAGUUGUGGUUGGCCUACCCUCGGUGAUUUGCAUUCCUUGCACCAUCCACUGGCUUUGGAGACGGUGGCGUGGGAAGUCCUGGGGCAAGAAAUCUGCAGUGCCAGCGCCCAAUUCCACGGAUCUUGAAGCAAGGAAUGAUCUUGAAGGAGCGCAGACGGCGCGUGCUGCAAUUCUCGGGAAGCCUCAGAUGCAUCAUUCUGAAGUGUUGGGAUUUGAUCCCCAAGGGGCUCAUUCCCCACCACAGGGCAGAGAACGAGAGCACCACAAGGCGUCAUUGGCGAAGCACGAUGAUGGCUUAGACGACUUGUUCAAACCUUUGGCCAAACAUCCAGUCGAAGCAGCCGAAGACGAGCUGGACUUUUUGUUUGCACCGAACCCAAGGGUGAAGGCAAGGAAGGAGAAGGAGAAGGAACCGAAGGAACAGCUGGAGAAGGCAAUGGACACCGUGGCUGUACCGCUUGGAGAAUCCACUGGCCCUCAAGGCUCCGAGUCCGAGUUCAGCGCCUUGUUCCAGCGUCGCCUUCGGCCAAGUCCCCCAGCCGAGGAGGUUCACUCGGAGCUGCAUUCCAACUUCUCUGAAGGGGUGAGCGUGUUCUUCGCUUCGAUGAAGAGGCCCACUUCAAUGCCGAAAUCUACGAAGUCGACUGCAAGCUCUCAUGGCUCUCACCAUUCCGAAGCGUCUCGGGAUGUCUUCCGAAGUGUUUCGAAGCUUCAGGAAGAGGCGGAAGUGGAUGAUUUCCUUGACGAAGAGCUCGGGGAUCCACCCGACUUCUUCAGCUUUGCGCAGAAGAUUGCACUCAAAGCCGAGGGCUGCGCACGUGUGGAUACCUUAGAAAGGGCCACAUCGGAAGAUUCAUUGGGACACUUGGAGCCAGAUGAUCUUGCUGACAUGCUUUGUGGUGAUGAUCGGAAGGGCAAAGUGAUCUUCCGCUCUGAAUUGAGUGGCAACUUCGUGCUGCCUUUGCUUGAGCUAUCUGCCACAAGCGUGUGCUUCCGCUAUUUGUGGGAGCGGAACUGUCCGCUCCAUCCAUUGUCUGAACCGCUGGCAGCUUUCUGGCAAGAGCACCGCUUCCAGCGGCCUGUGCCCAAGGAGGCAGACUUUGCCCUGGACAUUUUUCAGCGGACCUUUCCAGAAGUUACCACAGAGGAGCACAUCCUCAUAAGGCGCUGGGAGGACAUUGUUGACGUCUUUCAGAGCCCGGAGCUCGUCAACCAGCUGAUAGAGGAUGAGCCAUCCAUCUUGCGGUGGCCUCGAAGAAUGGCGAGGAAUGCUCUUCACUACCUGGAGAUCUACUUGGGUUAUGAGGCAGCUAGGGAAGCAGUUUUUGAAUGCCCCUACUUGCUGACGAAGAACCCGAAGCGUCUGCGUGAGUCCCUGCCGGCUCUGAUUAACGUGUUGGGAUCGAAGCAGCGCCUAUGCGAAGUCAUUACGAAGUAUCCCCAGCUGGCAAACAUUCCCAUUGGUGACUUCUACAAGGCCGUGGGUGAUAUGACGGCGGUGAUGGGGAACCGAGAAGCUGCCUUAGAGGUGGCCAAGGAGGCCAUGGAGCGUGUGGCACGCUCUCCGUAUAUCUCUGCUGUGCCGGGAUGCUACCCGGUGCUGAUUGCCAUCUUUGGCGGCUUGGAAGAGGCGCACAUGGCGAUCGAGAGGGAGCCCCUGCUGUUGAAGUGGUACGGUGACUGGCCAGCAGCCAUGAGACCCAUCAGCAACCUUUCCUUUUACUCUCAGCUCGACUGCUCGGUUGACGAAGCACUGACCGUGAUCGGUCUGCAAAGGACUCCAAGGAGGGGGGCGCAAGCUGCAGUUCGCAAAGCUCCUUAUUUGCUCCUCGAGGAGAACCAGCAACUUGACUCAAAAGAAGCUUCGCGAUUUGCAGAAAUGGCUUCUGAGUUGGAGGAUUUCUAG
Durusdinium trenchii is the source of this 4761-nucleotide messenger RNA. The record is from the annotation of a GenBank genome assembly. NCBI's taxonomy places the organism in Eukaryota, Dinophyceae, Suessiales, Symbiodiniaceae.